GUCUUUCCAGCCAGAGGAACUAACCUUCGCUUGCAAAGCGGAAAGAAAAUGGCGGCCGUGGCUGCGGAGCCAGGAGCUGCUGCGGCAUCAACAACGGUAGGGGACGGAACCGAGUUCGAGUCGGAGGCUAAACUCCAGACGGAGGCUACGAGUGAGUGCGCAUCGGUGAUGGACCUCAUGCACAUACCCAAGGAUCAGGGUGCAGGUCUAGAAUGCCGACUGGUCAACCCCGAGACACGGGACAGGCCGGAGCAAGAAGCCGCGGGAAAAGCUUACGUCGCUUUUGCCGAGGAAGAACAAAUCGAUGCCGGUUGUCCGAUGGGUAGAGAAAGGGAGACUGAGGUCACGCCGAAAGACCCCGGGCGGGCAGACCUCCGGGGUGAGUGCGAGAGCUUUAAAGCGGAGUUUUCGCCAGUUCUUCUGGAGGUUGCAAACGAGGUCAGUGCGUACGACUCCAUCACCCGCUCGCAGCCCUCUCCCACUCCCAUCUCCACUUCUGAGCCGUCGGUAGUCUUUCUACAUUCGCACUGUACACCUAUUGCACUGGAGAUGGAGUCUGGACUUGCUGCGCCGUUACUCUCUUCAGUAGAGCCGGUAGAAACUAAGACCGAGUACGCUACCAGCCACAGAUCGGAUGCAACAGCGGAGCCAACCGAGAUCGUGUGUGAAGUCCGAGCUUUAAUCAAACCACUGCUGGUCACGGAACCGCAGUCCAAACCCACAGAUGAUGCCGCUUCCCCUGAGUUGGAAAUCGGUUCGACGGAAGAUGCGGUCCUGAAAUGUUGCGAGAUCGCUGAUGACACAGACCCUCUGCCCGUAUUAGAAAAGGAGAAAGUACUCGGAACCACCGACGAAAUGAGUAACGUCAGAGACCUUUUCCCUUGCAACUCUUCCGAUCCUCCCGUAACAGCAGUGGACCAGGUACCGCCGGUUUUGGAAUCGGAGGACUUGCACGCACCUCGGCGAGUGUUUCGCGACGACUCCAGCGAAACUCUGUCCGAAUCAAAGUCCACUGUGACGGACGCAGAGAGCACCGGGCUACCGCCCGACUCAAUCGCCCAUCUCAGUCCCGGUUCUGAGGUUCGAGUCUCACUGGAUCACAUCAUCGAUGAUGCACUGGUGGUGUCCUUUCAGCUCGGCGAGAAGAUCUUCUCAGGGGUUCUUAUGGACCUCUCCAAAAGAUUUGGACCCUACGGGAUCCCAGUCACGGUGUUUCCCCGGAGACAGGACCGGGGCCGGCCGGAAUCUAUGCAGCUGAAGACGGAGCCGUUCCCGCUCGGAGUGGGGCAGGAGGGCGCGGGGGGCGGGGACUCCCCGGACAGCCCUCCCAAAGAGUGCUCCCAGAACCAUGAGGCCCCCGCCCCGCCCCCCGCCCCGACCCCGACCCCGAGCUUGUGGACCUCGAAACCCCCUCCCUUGUUCCAGGAGGGCGCCCCGUACCCCCCGCCUUUGUUCAUCAGGGACACGUACAGCCUGUCGCUACCUCAGCCCCCGCCGCGGCGGAUCAAGCGGCCCAAGCGGCGGCUGCUGCGGGAGGAGCCCACGUCCAUCAUGAGCGCCAUCCGGCUGCGCCCGCGCCAGGUGCUCUGCGACAAGUGCAAGGGCGCCGUGGCGACGGCGGGCGACCGGCGGGAGGCCCGGGGGGCGGCGGAGGAGGCCCGGCGGCGGCGAGGCGGCGAGGGCGCGGCGGCCGGCGGGAAGCGGCCGCGCUCCGAGGAGAGGGCCCGCGGCGCCGAGGGGCCCAAGCGGCAGGCCCCCGCGGUCCGGAACUCCUCGUCCUCCUCCUCCACCUCCUCCUCCUCUUCCUCCUCGGCCUCCUCGGCGGGGCAGCUGAAGGGCGGAGGGGGAGGGAACAGAGUGCCCAGGGGGGCGCCGGGAAACGCGCCCCCCCCGCCGCCGCCCGGCAACGCCAAGAAGGUGCUGCAGAGCAAGAACGUGGACCACUGCAAGGCCCGCGAGGUCCUCAAGCUGGCCAAGGCGCAGCGCCGGCAGCAGCGGGACGGGGUGGUGGUCGCCGUGGCCGACGCCAAGGCCCGGACGAGGGCCGCCGCCCUGCAGGACGCCCACCAGAAGGUCCACUUCACGCGCCGGCUGCACCGGAUCAGCGCCGGGGGCGUGGCUCGUCUGCCCGGCUCCGCCCCCCUCCCGUCCCGGAUCCGCAUCAAGCCCCAAAGGUACCGUACCGGAGAGAACCCGCCGGGCCUCCCCGUGGUGCAGGGGGGUGGCUGUGGGUCCCUGCCCGAACCUGCCCCGCCCUGCUCCUCCUCCUCCUGCUCUCAGGGCAACCCCAACCCCGCCACUGCCGCUGACAAACAGGGCUGCGCUGCAGAGCUCGAACCCGAGACCCAGCCCAGCCCCCAGAGCCAACCCCAGCCCUGUGCCAAAGCAGAAACUCACCCCCAAGUUACAGUAGGCGAGGUGCAGGGGGGCCUGAAGGCGGAGUCAGGGGUACCAGGGAGGCGGGAGACUCGGGGAGGUAGGGCGGUCGGCCUGACGGUUUACGCGACCCUUGACCCUGUUGGCCCCGCCUCCUCAACCGCCUCCGUGUGCAGUGUCGAUAGCGCGGACGACGUGAAGUCCUCGAAUUCAGAGUGUAGCUCCACCGAGACCUUUGUUUGCCUACCUCCCGGUACCCUGCCCCCUCCCCCCUUCCCCAGCACCUCCUCCACGCCCUCCUCCUCCUCCUCCUCGUCGUCCUUCAGGCAGGGCGGUAAGGGCGGUAAAUCCCCGGAGGCCUCGGCCUUCUCCCGAGCCCCGGACGGCUCGACCGUGCGCGUGGGGGACAUCGUCUGGGCCAAAAUCAGAGGCUUCCCCUGGUGGCCCGCUCGCGUGCAGGCCGUCGGCGGGCCCCGGGCGGGGCGGGAGGCGCGGGUGUCCUGGUUCGGGUCGCCCCCCAGCACGUCCUGCCUGCCCCUCUCGCAGCUCUCCCACUUCCUGGAGAACUUCCUGUCGCGCUUCGACAGGAAGAGGAAGGGCCCGUACCGUAGAGCCGUCGCCGAGGCCGCCAAAGCCGCCAGACGGCUCCCCCCCGAGGUGCGCGCGCUGCUCCAGACGUGAGGCGAG
Messenger RNA from Anguilla anguilla (European eel), 3063 nucleotides. Its product is annotated as PWWP domain-containing protein 2A-like. The record is from RefSeq and is a predicted model, not a curated record. Gene Ontology annotation, molecular function: histone binding; chromatin binding. Gene Ontology annotation, cellular component: nucleus. Bases 49 to 3057 code for a protein of 1002 amino acids. NCBI's taxonomy places the organism in Eukaryota, Metazoa, Chordata, Actinopteri, Anguilliformes, Anguillidae. The transcript is spliced from 2 exons.